AGGGCCACACUCGACAAAUGGAUAUGGAAGCUCAAAGAAGCCUUGUACAAUGCUGAGGACCUGCUGGAUGAGCACGAGUGCAGCAAAAGGGGAGUGCCCGCGUGUCGGUAAUCUCGAUACUCUCCAGUACAAACUAAGGGAAAUACUGCAAAACUCAGAGAAAUCCCUGCUUGUGUUGGAUGACAUUUGGUUCGAUAAUUCCAAGUGUGUGGAUGAAUGGGACCUGCUCCUUGGUCCCAUACUAGCUUCUCAGAAAGGGGCUAGCAAAGUUUUGGUGACUUCUCGAUCGAAGGCACUUCCACCUGCUCUUUUCUCUGAAGAUGUCAUUAAUUUGGAAAAUAUGAAAGAUGCUGAGUUCCAGGCACUCUUCAAACACCAUGCUUUCUCUGGAGCCAUAAUUCAAGACCACCAGUUGCAUAAUAGGCUGGAAGAGCUUGCAGAGAAGAUUGCUGAAAGGCUUGGAAGAUCUCCUUUGGCAGCAAAAGUUGUAGGUUCCCAAUUGAAAGGGAAAACAAAUAUCGAUGAUUGGAAAGAUGCUCUCACUAUAAAGAUUGACAAUUUAUGUGAACCUAAGAGAGCUCUGCUGUGGAGUUAUCAGAAAUUAGAUCCUCGUCUUCAGAGAUGCUUUCUGUAUUGCAGCUUAUUUCCAAAAGGUUACAGGUAUACAAUUGAUGAGUUGGUUCACCUUUGGGUGGCAGAGGGAUUUGUUGAUGCACGCAAUAUGAAUAAAAGAAUGGAAGAUAUCGGCAUGGAUUACUUCAAAGAGAUGGUCUCUGGAUCAUUUUUUCAACCAUUUUCUGAAAAAUAUUAUGAUGCAAGGUAUAUUAUGCAUGACCUCCUUCAUGAUUUGGCAGAAUCACUCUCUAGAGAAGAUUGCUUUAGAUUAGAAGAUAACAAAGCGAAUGAUUUACCAUGCACUGUUCGAUAUUUAUCUGUUCGUGUUGAGAGUAUGGUACAACAUAAGCUAAGUGUCUGCAAGCUACAACAUUUGCGCACUCUGAUCUGCAUUGACCCACUAGUGGAUGUCGGAACUGAUAUUUUCAAGCAGGUACUGUUGAAUCUGAAAAAAGUGCGCAUACUUUCUUUGUCAUUUUACAACACUAGACAGUUGCCUGAAUCAAUUGGUGAGCUAAAACAUCUUCGGUAUUUGAACAUCAGCAAGACGCUGAUUUCUGAAGUACCAAAAUCAUUAUGUGGCCUUUACCACUUAGAGUUAUUUGGCUUGAAUAAUGUUUUAAGUUUCCCUGACAGACUCUGCCAUUUAAGUAAGUUAAGGCAUCUUAAAACACAUUGUAAUCUGCCACAGAUUCGCGACAUAGGAAGGCUAACUUUGCUUCAACAUAUUAGUAGUUUUCAUAUCCAGAAACAGAAGGGAUAUGAGUUGCGACAGCUGAGGAACAUGAAUGAGAUUAGUGGGAGUUUAUCUCUCAUAAAUCUUGAGAAUGUCACUGGAAACGAUGAAGCCUUAGAGUCAAUGUUGUAUCAGAAAAAUCGGCUUAAAGAAUUGUAUCUUGUGUGGAAAGAUGUGAAUAACAUGAAUUCAGAGAAUAAUUUACACCUCGGGAUUCUUGAAGGCCUCGUGCCACCGCCACAGUUGGAGCACUUAUCAAUUGAAGGUUACAAAUCCACUGCCUAUCCAAGCUGGUUACAGGAGGGUUCCUAUCUUGAGAAUGUAUAUUCCUUUUUUCUUCUGAAGUGCAGUUUUUUAGAAACUAUGCCAUCCAAUACUGAACUCUUUAGGCGUUGCCGUAAAUUGCGUCUCUCGGAUCUCCCAAAUAUGAAGAAACUACCCUCUCUUCCAGAAGGUCUCACAGAGUUGUCGAUUCACAAUUGUCCACUACUUCUAUUCGUUACUAGUGAUGAACCAUAUCAUCGUGAUCAUAGUGAGAACACCAUGAGGACAGAGCACCUGGCAGCACAAUUUGCUUUGAUCCAGUUGAUGUCAGCUUCAUUUAUUACGAGGGCACUAUUGUCAGAUCAUUCAUCUAUGAAGCAAUUGGAAGCGUUGAUGGAUCAUGAUAUAUCAAAAAAUCUUCAGACCAUUGAAUGUGCCCUAGAAAGAAAAGAUGAAGCAAUGGUGACUGAGGAUGUCAUCAAGGCAUGGAUGUGUUGCCACGAACAGAGGAUGAGACUCAUUUUUGCGAGAAAGAUUGGGCUACCAUUGAUCCCACCAUCAGGAUUAACUGAACUGUCCCUUGAAUCAUGCACCAUUACAGAUGGGGCUCUAUGUAUUUGCCUUGGUGGCUUAGCUUCACUAAGAGGCUUGUACCUAGACAAGGUCAUGACAUUAACUACGCUUCCAUCAGAAGAGGUCCUAAAAAAUUUGACAAAGCUUGAUCGCUUGAGAAUUGAUGCCUGUUUGUUUCUCAGAUCGUUGGGGGGCUUGCGAGCUGCUAGUUCCCUUUCGGUAUUAAACUUGUCCUCCUGCCCUUCUUUAGAGUUGGCACGUGGUGCAGAAUUUAUGCCAGCAUCCCUUGGGACACUCUCAAUAAACUAUUGUGUGCUUGCACCUGACUUGUUCUGUGGCAACUGGCCUUAUCUGAAAUAUAUUUCCUUAAGCAACUGCAGAAGCUCUGGGUCAUUGUUUUUUGGUGAUCUUAGCUCCCUCAAACAAUUCGCACUUCGUCAUUUGCCAGACUUAUGUGUGAUUGAAGGCAUGUCUUCCCUUCAAGUUCACGACGUGUGGUUAAUAGAUAUCCCGAAGCUUAGUGCUGAGUGUGUGCCACAGUUUUGUAUCCAGGAUUCACUGUGUGUUAGCAGCUGUGCGUUGCUGAACAACAUGAUCUCUGCUGAAGGUUUCACAGUUCCAGCGUCUCUCUCCCUUGAAAGCUGCAAGGAGUCAUACAUUUCAUUUGAAGAAACUGGAAAUUACUCAUCUGUCAAGAGGCUGACAUUAGAUGGGUGUGAAAUGAGUUCCAUUCCACGAAAUCUGAAGUGCCUCUCAAGACUAGAGAAACUUAGUAUCUACGAUUGCCCCACUAUAUCAUCUUUGCCUGAUGUCCCAUCAUCCCUGCAGUACAUAUACAUAGAGGAGUGCCCCAAUAUAUCAUCUUUGCCUGAUCUCCCAUCCUCCCUGCAGCGCAUAUCCAUACGGAACUGUCCACUGUUGAAGGAGAGCUGUAGAGCACCUGAUGGGGAAAGCUGGCCAAAGAUUGCACAUAUUCGCUGGAGGAAUAUUAAUUGAACUCUUCCUCAGAUUCACAACAACAAAGGAACAGAAAGCUAAAAUGCUCUCCUGAGCGCUGCCUGUGCUGCUGUUCCAACGCCCCUCUGCAUCAUGGACUGCCGCAUGUGAUGUCUCCUGCAGCUUGAUUGAUUGGUCUGAGUUCCUUCUUCUUCCGGUGCGUCGCAUUUCGCUGGUUGUUAGCUAUGGUCGUCUAUGAGUAUAUUAUGUGGACUAUUUCCAAGACAUGUAUGUAUAUUUGGAUCUUGUUGUGUUUUGCUGCCUGUCUAUUCUUUUGGAUUAUUAUUAUUAUUAUCUGCCAUCUAUGCCUUUUGGACUUGGUUUCUAUUUGCCGUAAGCCUGUAACUGUCAUCUCGUGUGAUCCGAUGUAAAUGCAAACAUCCAGUAUCUGCAAUUAACUCUCGUGUAACUGUUUUCUCUUGUGUGAUCCGAUGGGAGGGUUUUUCUUUUUUCCCAUGGCAAAACGCAGUAUCACUGACUGCUGUACUUUAUUGUUCAAUUAUUAUCCAUUGGCAUAAAACAUGUC
Molecule: messenger RNA, 3710 nt
Organism: Oryza brachyantha (malo sina)
Lineage: Eukaryota; Viridiplantae; Streptophyta; Magnoliopsida; Poales; Poaceae
Product: putative disease resistance protein RGA3
Exons: 2
Coding region: 50-3184 (1044 amino acids)
Biological process (GO): defense response to other organism
Molecular function (GO): ADP binding
Source: RefSeq, a predicted model, not a curated record